CUGAGUUGUGAGUUGUCACUUCGCCGUGAAUUUUUGGAGUGAAUAUAACGUAUUGCAUGAAUAUGAGCUGAGCCCGCUCACAAAGUCGUGAAGAAGAAAACGUAUUUAAUGUAAUUUUAGUUUUGUGAUGUAUAUAUUUUUAAAUAUUGACGUUGUGUGAGUUUUUAUACACUUUUAGGGCAUUCCUAAAUUAUUAGAGAUUCAAAAUAUUUCGGACUUUAAAAACGUCAGUAGGAAACUUUAAAAUUGUUGGGUUAAAGUGCCUGCAUCAUGGACCAGAGUGGUAUAACCCCAAAUACAUCAAAUCAGCAGUUGGUUAAUGGCAGUGACAAUGAUUCUGCGACAGCGUUGCUGCAAGAAAAGCAAGCAAGAAGGAGAGAAAAUCUAGGAGAUGUCACAUUCAGAGAAUACAUGACUGUCGGAAUAUUAUGUUUCGUCAACCUCAUCAACUACAUGGACAGAUUUACUAUAGCAGGCGUCCUUGCUGAUGUUAAGAGCGAGUUUAACAUCGGCGAUGACUGGGCUGGCCUGCUGCAGACGGUGUUCGUCAUCGCCUACAUGGUGUUCGCGCCCAUGUUCGGUUACCUAGGCGACCGGUACUCAAGGCGGAAGAUCAUGGCGGCUGGCGUAGCGCUUUGGACUAUGACAACGUUUGCUGGUUCUUAUGUAACGAACUAUUAUUGGUUCGCGGUGUUCCGCGGGCUGGUGGGCAUCGGCGAAGCAUCCUACUCCACCAUCGCUCCCACCAUUAUCAGCGACCUCUUCGUCGGGAAUGUGCGCUCCAAAAUGCUGGCAUUCUUUUACUUCGCCAUUCCUGUUGGAAGUGGUUUCGGUUACAUAGUGGGUUCAGUGGCGGGUGCGAUCGCGGGUGACUGGCGCUGGGGUCUGCGUGUGACACCAGUGCUGGGCGCGGCCGCGGUCAUCCUUGUGGCCUUUGUGAUGCAGGACCCGGAGAGAGGGCAGGCUGAAGAGAGCACUAUGAAACCGACGUCGUACGGUGAUGAUCUACGCGCGCUUGUUAAGAAUCCGUCGUUCAUGCUGUCGACGCUGGCUUUCACAUGUGUGGCGUUUGUAACUGGUGCGCUGGCGUGGUGGGGACCACUCUUCAUAUACCUCGGCCUCAACCUGCAGCCCGGCGUCGCCAUCUCAAAGGAGAGGGUGUCGCUGGUGUUCGGCGGGAUCACGAUGGCGUCAGGGCUGGCGGGCGUGCCGCUGGGCGCGUGGCUGGGCGCGGCACUGCUGAAGCGGUUCCCGCGCGCGCACCCCUUCAUCUGCGGCGCCGGGCUGCUCGUGUCGGCGCCGGCCAUGGCGCUCGGCAUGCUCCUCACGCAGUACUAUUUCUACGCGCCGUUCGUCUUCAUGUUCAUUGGCGAAGUCGCUUUGAAUCUCAACUGGGCUAUAGUUGCCGAUAUGUCGCUGUAUAUUGUUAUUCCACCGCGGCGUUCGACAGCGGAAGCAUUCCAAAUCCUUAUAUCACAUAUGCUGGGGGAUGCCGGUAGUCCCUAUUUAAUAGGAGUGAUAUCUGAGAGUUUGAAAAGAUCAUUAGGUUCAGGAGAUAUGGAGUCACCGAGCAUGAGCGUGCAGUUCCGAGCGCUUCAAUACGCGCUGUUCGUGACGUGCUUCGUGGAAGUGAUCGGCGGCGCUUUCUUCCUGAUGACCACCAAAUACAUCGUGAGAGAUAAGCAGAAGGUCGACAGAGCGAUUGCAGUGUCAGCAAAAAUAGUAUAGUCAGUAGGCGAAGCGGAAGCACAUGGCAGCGAAGCUUCACACAGUCAAGCCCAGGAAGAAAAUGUACCCGGUGAAUAAUUAUUUCAGAAUAAAUUUACAUCAGUCUAGUUAAAGGUUAUGAAGUGUUGUGGGAGGUGAACUUUCACUAUCGAAUAUGUUCCUCAGUCAAAUGGCUAAUAUUGUUAGGAAUGCGCUCCACUAUGUGGGUUUAUUAUAACAAUUAUAUAGUAAUUUGAUUGCGAAAUGCAAUAGAAAGACUGAUUCGUAAUGCAUAGCAUGUAUUUAGACAAUGAGUGGGUCCCGUGUGUAAGCAACGGAGUGAUAGUGUACAAUACAAAUUCAAUUAAGAUUUCCCUGUAACAGAUUAUAAAUGCCUAUGUGCCUACUACUUAAAUAAAGUAAUUUAUUGAAAAUAUUUAUAUAA
Messenger RNA from Papilio xuthus (Asian swallowtail), 2152 nucleotides. It is a transcript of the gene spin, whose product is annotated as lysolipid transporter protein spinster. The record is from RefSeq and is a predicted model, not a curated record. Gene Ontology annotation, biological process: transmembrane transport. Bases 271 to 1728 code for a protein of 485 amino acids. Gene Ontology annotation, cellular component: membrane. The transcript is spliced from 10 exons. NCBI's taxonomy places the organism in Eukaryota, Metazoa, Arthropoda, Insecta, Lepidoptera, Papilionidae. Gene Ontology annotation, molecular function: transmembrane transporter activity.